AUGAACGCCCUGUACUCACUAACCCUGGUACCAUUGGUCAUACUAUCCUUGAUACCAUUGGUGGUUUCGGACAAUAUUAGUCCAGUUCUCAAUCAGCCGAUCACUGGUGGUGAGUUCACGUUCUAUGGUGCUGCUGGUCGUGGUGCUUGUGGAUUGGAUGUGUCCAGUUGUUCGGCCGCUUUGUCUGGUUCUUUGUUCACUGCUGGUGCUGCUUGGGUACCCUCGGACUUGCCUGAUGGUCGCUACAUCCUGGACGAUCCAAUUUGCCGAGGUAUCUGCGUUAAGAUCGAGUAUCAGGGCAAAACGUGAGUUAUAUAGUCUGCUAUGGUCUGUUCUACUAAGAAUUACAUGCCUUUUUGAAAACCAUUGUAUAUAUAAGUACAUAGUACAAUAUAUGUUACAUACACAUAACAAUCCAGUGGAGUCUUCAUCGGCGAUAACCAAUGUCCAGAAUGUGCUGUAGAUCACGUUGAUCUGUCCACAGAUGCCUUCUUGUUGUUGGAGCCACAGGGUGGUACGGUAGGAAUUGCCAAAGAUGCCACAAUAACUUACUUGUUCUGUAACGAAACAACUCUGACUCUAUGUGAUGGUUCGGCCCCUACCUCUGGAACUACUGUGUUGCCAGCUAGUACUACUACUGCUGGUGGUAAUGCUGCUUCUACAGCUACUACCAAGAAGGCUUCUGGAGCUUGCUAA
Molecule: messenger RNA, 696 nt
Organism: Bursaphelenchus okinawaensis
Lineage: Eukaryota; Metazoa; Nematoda; Chromadorea; Rhabditida; Aphelenchoididae
Source: the annotation of a GenBank genome assembly